Penicillium paradoxum is the source of this 1716-nucleotide messenger RNA. Its product is annotated as alpha-keto acid decarboxylase family protein. Gene Ontology annotation, molecular function: magnesium ion binding; carboxy-lyase activity; thiamine pyrophosphate binding. Lineage: Eukaryota; Fungi; Ascomycota; Eurotiomycetes; Eurotiales; Aspergillaceae. The coding region runs from base 1 to 1716 and encodes 571 amino acids. The transcript has a single exon. The record is from RefSeq and is a predicted model, not a curated record.
AUGACUCAAGAUAUAAAGCUUGCAGACUACCUGUUCACCCGGUUGCGCCAGCUGGGCGUCGACUCCAUGUUCGGCGUCCCUGGCGACUACAACCUUCGUCUCCUGGACUUCGUUGAACCCGCCGGUCUCCACUGGGUGGGCAACUGCAAUGAACUCAAUGCAGCCUACGCAGCAGACGGAUAUGGCCGGAUCAAGGGCCUGUCUGCAAUGAUUACUACCUACGGAGUUGGUGAGCUUUCCGCUAUCAAUGGCAUUGCCGGCGCCUACGCUGAGAACACGCCUGUGUUACACAUUGUCGGAACUCCUCCACGCCCGCUCCAGAGCGCGCGUGCCUUCAUGCACCAUACCUUCUCAGACGGCGACUAUCGUCGCUUUGCAGAAAUGUCAAAGCAUGUCACUGCAGCCCAGGCUAGACUGGAAGAUGCCGUCACGGCGCCAGAAAGGAUCGACUAUAUCCUCCGGCAAGCGUUGAUCCACAGCCGUCCGGUCUAUCUCGAGCUCCCCGAUGAUAUGCCCGACGUACUUGUGUCAGCCGCAAACUUGCAAACCAAGAUUUGCAUUCCUGAACCACCAAGCUCUACCCAAGAACCCCAGGUGCUGGCUCGGAUCUUGGAGCGAGUGUACAGCGCCAAGCGUCCGUUGAUCCUUGUGGACGGAGAAAGCACAGGUCUCGGUAUCGUGGACCAGCUUAACGAUCUGAUCAAAGCAACGAACUGGCCGACAUGGACAACUGUGUACGGCAAGGGCUUGAUCAACGAGCAACUGCCAAAUGUCUACGGGCUCUACGCAGCAGCCUUCGGCGACAAGCCAGCACAGGAGUAUUUCAACGAAGCAGAUCUGGUCCUGUCCUUCGGCCCACACAACAGCGACACCAAUACUCUCUUCUAUACCACAGUCCCCAAACCAGCCGUGGCAAUCACUUUCUCGGGCAGCACUGUCCAAAUCGAAAAUGAUACAUACCGCGACCUGUCUGCCCGCAAAAUCCUAGCAAACAUCCUCCAAACCCUCGACUCCAAACGCCUCGUCCAGAACAGUGGACCUCCGAAACAAGAAAUCACCCUAGCCGGGAUCCAAAACACUGAUCCCAUCGCCCAAGACAACUUCUAUCGUCUGGUAAACCCGCUCUUCCGCGAAGGGGACAUAAUCCUCACCGAGACCGGCACCGCUGCUCACGGCGGCCGGAACUUCAAACUACCCGCGAAGUCUCGGAUCUUCGGCGCCGUCACCUGGCUGUCGAUUGGAUUCAUGCUUCCCGCAACGCUAGGCGUAGCGCUUGCGCAGCGCGAACUCAAUAAAGGCACUGGAAGCAAGAGCCAGACAGUGCUGUUCACCGGCGACGGCAGUCUGCAAAUGACUGCUCAAGAGAUCAGCGUGAUGAUCCGAGAGAAGCUGAACAUUAUCAUCUUCAUCAUCAACAAUGAGGGGUAUACCAUCGAGCGGGUGAUUCAUGGCCGCAAGCAGGCGUACAACGAUGUGCCGUUUUGGAGACAUGCGCAGGCGCUGAGCUAUUUCGGCGCCGAUGAGGAGCAUGUGGCAAAGAACACCUUCACGGCGAAAACUUGCGGAGAGCUGAAGGAGAUCCUGGCCAAUGAGUGUAUUCAGAAUGGGUCUGGUGUCAGACUUGUUGAGGUGGCUAUGGGCAGGGAGGAUGUACAGGGGGCUUUGUUAUAUCUGUUGAACAAGCAGCUUGCACAGGAGAAGGAGGAGGCAAAAUAA